Messenger RNA from Exophiala spinifera, 954 nucleotides. RefSeq lists its product as uncharacterized. Lineage: Eukaryota; Fungi; Ascomycota; Eurotiomycetes; Chaetothyriales; Herpotrichiellaceae. The transcript has a single exon. The coding region runs from base 1 to 954 and encodes 317 amino acids. The record is from RefSeq and is a predicted model, not a curated record.
AUGGAAACAUUGAAAUCAGCAUUUGGUGGCGGCGGCGGCGGAAGUGGCGGGAGUGGUGACAACAACAACGACGCGGGGGACGUCGAGAUACUCUCGACGAGUGCGGAUGGCAGCAGCAACGGCGCCGCCGACAUGCCGUCGCGCGAAGAAAUGCUCAAGACGAUCGAAUCCCUCCAGAAGGCCCAGAAGGCCCAGUCGGCGGCCAACGACCUCAAGUCCAAGGCGAUGGCGAUGGCGAACUCGAAGCAGCGGGAGAAGAUGCUCCGGGAGGCCUUCGACAAGGAGAUGGAGGCGCACGGGCACAGCAAGAUGGCGCGACGGAUGCAGUCGGGCGCCUGGCAGGGCCUGGGGUUCGGGGGAGGCAUCGGCGCCGCUUCGGGCCUGGGCCUGGGGACGGGCCUGGGCACGGUGCUGGGCGCGAUCCUCGCGGUGCCGAGUACCGGGUUGGGAAUGCUCGUGGGGAGCGGCGUGGGCGCCAUCCACGGGCCCUGGGUCAAGUUGGGCGGCGGCAAGGAGGAGCCGUUUGAAGACGCCGAUCCGGAGAAGGUGGUCGACGCGAUCGAGGAGGAGAGAAUCGCGGCAGCCGCGCAAGCACAGAACCGACGGGGCCAACGAGAGGGACAAACGAGGGAGGAGGAUAAGCAGAAGCAGAAGCAGAAGCAGCAGCAGCAGCAGCAACAACAACAACAACAACAGCAACAGCAACAGACGACGGAAGGGAAGAGGAGGAAACCGCCGAAAUUGGAGAUCAGGUCGAAGAAGAACGAGAAUGGUGAUCGGAACGGGAGUGAGAAGGAGACGAACAAGGACAGGAGCGGUAUCGGUGACGGUGACGGUGUUGGUGUCGGAACUGGAAACGUACAGACGAAGAUGGCAGAGGAAUCCAAACCGAGAAGAAAGCCACCAAAGCUGGAAAUCAGGUCUGGAAAGGGGUCGAAUGGUACCAAGACAUAA